This is a messenger RNA of Plasmodium vinckei vinckei, 2163 nucleotides long. Its product is annotated as DNA (cytosine-5)-methyltransferase, putative. The record is from RefSeq and is a predicted model, not a curated record. Gene Ontology annotation, molecular function: methyltransferase activity. NCBI's taxonomy places the organism in Eukaryota, Apicomplexa, Aconoidasida, Haemosporida, Plasmodiidae. The transcript has a single exon. The coding region runs from base 1 to 2163 and encodes 720 amino acids.
AUGGAAAAUGUUCGAGCUUUAGAACUUUAUAGUGGGAUAGGAGGUUUUCAUUAUAGCGUUUUACAAACCCUAAUAAAUUAUGUCCAUUCUUCGAAUGUGAAUAUCAAAAAUACUAACAAUGGUAUUCCAUCAAACAACAGUGAAAACACUUCUCCUGCUGAUAUUUCAAAAAAUUUAAAAAAUGUUGUUCACUUUAUUUCAAUAGAUCUAAAUCCCAUUGCAAAUGAAACAUAUUAUCAUAAUUUUAAAGAAAAUACAAUUUAUUUAACCAAUAAAAAAGACAUAAAUAAGUUUUUUAAAAAUGCAUAUAAAUCUUUAAAUAGUCAGACUUCUUCAAAUACACUAAAAUUGGAAACAAAAAAAUAUAAAGAGGAAAAAAAUAUCAGUCAAAAUAAAAACACUAAUCAUAGUAAUAAUUAUAUCGACAAUAAUAUUAAAAAUAAUGAUAGCUAUAACAAUAAAUGUAGAGACUCGAAUUUUAUGUUUGAUUUAAACAAUAAGGAUUAUAUUCUUCAAACUGAUAUAAAUAACUUAACUACUGAAUUUUUUGAUCACUUUAAAUUUUACAUUUUAUUGAUAUCAAAUCCGUGUCAACCAUAUACAAGGUUAAACAAGAAUUUUAAAGAAGUAAAAAUAACGCAAUUAUAUAAUGAAAACAAUUAUAUAAAUAAUGAAUACCCAAAGGAAAAGUCCAAUAAUGAAUUUAUUAAUAAUGGUUCUGAGGAAAACGUACAAAACUGUACAAAUGAUAAUCACAAUAACAGUAAUAGUCAUAAUAGUGAAGGUGAAGAACCCGAUCAAAAUUAUUUUUUAAAUAAUUUGAAGAUUGAUAAAAUAAACCCUUUUGAUAUUGAAAAAGACAAAAGAACAUAUAGUUUUUUUCAUGUAUGUAAUUUGCUAAAAAAUAUGAAUGUUAAUAGUUUACCUAAAUAUAUAUUUAUUGAAAAUGUUAAAAAUUUUGAAUUAUCAUUUUCUUUUUUAUAUUUUAUAAAUUCUAUUAAAAAUAAUUAUAAUUUUCAAACAUAUCUUCUUUCUCCGUUGCAAUUUGGAAUACCGAAUGAGCGUCUUCGUUUUUACUGCAUAUGCAAGAGAAAAAAUAACAACACUGAUGGUAGUGAUUUAGAAAGUAAGCAAUAUGAACAAAAUAGCUUCCUAUCAUAUACUAAUUCACUAAAACCUCGAAAAUUUUUACCAUUAAAAAAAAAAAAUGAAAAAAACUUUCCCAUGUUUUACACACCAAAUUUAGCUACUUUUCUUGAUCAUAGUAAAAAAUAUUUUGUAACAUCCCCAAAAUUAAAUAGAGUAAAUAUUUUAAAUGAAAAAUUGCAAGACUUUGAAGUUGCUAAGAGCAUACUUCAAAAACAAUCAGCUUAUUGUUUUGAUAUUAUUGAUAUAAAUAAAAAUGAAAAUAUUUGUUGUUUUGAAGCAAAUAAUUACUAUAAUGAAAAAAACAGCUUUAUAAAUAAUUCUUGCAAUCAAAAUAGCAAUUUAAAGGUGACAAACAAUUUCAAACAAUUACAUGCUACCUGUUUUACAUCCAAUUACGCAAGAUUCAUAAACGGUUCGGGCUCGAUCUUGUAUUUUAAUAAUAAAGACGAACAAAAUUCACCAACUUACUCACAAAAUUAUUAUGACCAGUUAAGAAAAAUUGAUAUCCCAGCUAGCCAAAAUAUCAACCUUGCUGUUCAUAAUAAAAAUAAUUAUAAUAUCGAAGAAAAUGAAAUAAAAAAAUAUGAAAAUCAUGUUCGGUAUUUUACACCAACAGAAAUAUGUAGAUUAAUGGGUUAUAAAAUGCAUACAAAUAAAUUAACUGAUUUUAAUCAAAUUGAUAAAAAUAUUUAUGGAAAUAUAUACUGGAAUAUUGAUCAUAUUAAUCAUGUGUGUGCAUAUACAGACAAUAUUCAUUAUUGUGAUAUAACAGGUACUAAUAUGUGUAUAUUAAAUUUAAAUAGUAUUAAUACACCUAUAAAUAAUAGGAGGAAUAGUAAACAAAAUUAUAUUCAAAAUAAUUUAUGUUUAUGCCAUGAAUUUCAAUUUCAAGAAUUUUUAACAAAUAAACAAAAAUAUAAAUUAAUAGGAAAUUCUGUCAAUGUUACCGUUAUAUCUCUAAUUUUUCAAGCCUACAAUGUUUUUAAAGACAUUUUAAAUAUUACAACAAAAUAA